UACAAGCCGAACCCGACAUGAAGACAGUCAGUGAGUACUUGGAGAACGUGCUGGAAGAGACGGGUGGCUUUGGGAAGUUCCAGAUCCUUCUUCAUGGCAGCAUUCUCUUCAGUAAGGUGUCCAUUACUUGGAGUCUCCUCAUCAUGGCGUUCGCUGGGGCUUCUCCUGACUGGUGGUGUGUCUACUCCAACACAACUGAUGUCCCUUCUACCAUUAACUACAGUAUCAUAGCGAACACCACUAUGACGUCACCAGUCCAUGACGUGAUUCAAGCAUAUAAAACAUGUACACCAUCGUCAAACGCCUCUGUCUGUCAGGCAUUCAUCUUUGAUGAUAGCAUGAAAACAAUCAUUAACGAGUGGGGAUUGAUCUGUGACAAAAAAUGGGUGACAGCAACAGUUUCUUCGGUACAAAUGGCGGGUCUUCUCAUUUCCGGUUUUCUGGGUGGACAGCUGGCGGAUCUGCUGGGCCGGAAACCAACAUUCUUCGUGUCUCUUUUCAUUCUAUCCGCCUCUAAUAUUGUGGCUGGAUUUUCCCAGUCCUGGGUGAUGUUCGCUGUGACCCGUUUUAUUAUCGGGCUGGGGUGCGGGGCGUACCUCACCGUAUUCUAUACAUUCUCUGUCGAGUUCACACCAACUAAAUUUCGUCCUAUUCAAUUAGCCGUCCCUGAUUGGUCAAUCUGGGCUGCCUUGUUGGGACUUUGCUCCUAUUUGUUGAAGGACUGGAGAAGUCUUCAUAUUCUGACUGGAGUUUUGACAGGAAUUAGUCUCUUUUCUUGGUGGAUUGUUCCUGAGAGUUUCCGAUGGUUAGUAUCACAUGACAAAUUGACUGAAGCUGACAGAGUCAUCAAGAAAAUUGCUCGCAUAAACAAUCAUCCCAAACCCGAGCUUAAUAAACUCCAAAACGUUGUAGAAUCAGAUGCUACGUUUCAAGGAGACAGGAAAUAUACAUUUUUAGAGCUAUUUCGCAAUCGAACACUGCUGAUCAACACUGCAUUAGCUGGUGUUGCCUGGUUCUCCAGCGGUUAUGCCUACUACGCUAUUUCCUAUAGCGUGGACCAACUCUCAGGAAAUCUUUACCUCAACAUGUUUCUCCUUAGUGUCAUCGACAUUCCCGCUCUUAUGAGCAUUUGGUACCUCAGUAACCGUAUCGGUCGCAGAUGGACCUGUCUGGGAUACUUUGUGAUUGGCUCCCUGGCCUGUCUGGGCGUGGCAGUAUCACAGAUGAUAGAUGUGGACAAAGAACUGCAGAAAAGUCUGAUAAACGGAUUCGCUCUGGCGGCCAAACUUGGCGUCUCUGCAUCCUGGGCCGCCAUCAUGGCCUUCACAACGGAAGUUUAUCCCACUGUCGUCAGAAACAUUGGUUAUGGAACUCAGAAUUCCAUUUCACGGAUAGGAGCGCUUAUUGCACCCCAGUUUGUUCUGCUGAACAAAGAAACUCCUGGGGUUAUGUAUAUCAUCUGUUUUGUUGUUUCCUUAAUCUCAGCUAUCAUGUGCCUUUUGCUGAAGGAAACCAAAGAUAAAACAAUUGGGGACAAUUUGGAAGUUUCAGUAAAGCAGAGGUCCGGAAGUCGUGUGUAGAAGUGAAAAUAUUACACCAGUAGAAGUACGAUGAGCUUCCCAAGACGACCAUGGUCCUAUAGCUACAUGAUAUACUAUGCAAUUUGUCGAAACCAAUUAUCCUACGUUUUAUAAUAGAUUAUAUUUCUACUUUUUUGUAAGCGAAUUAGUUUAGCAUAACAUAAUUAGCAUAAUAGAAUAAAUUGAA
Molecule: messenger RNA, 1767 nt
Organism: Saccostrea echinata
Lineage: Eukaryota; Metazoa; Mollusca; Bivalvia; Ostreida; Ostreidae
Product: solute carrier family 22 member 4-like
Exons: 8
Coding region: 18-1580 (520 amino acids)
Biological process (GO): transmembrane transport
Cellular component (GO): membrane
Molecular function (GO): transmembrane transporter activity
Source: RefSeq, a predicted model, not a curated record